Messenger RNA from Drosophila melanogaster (fruit fly), 3359 nucleotides. It is a transcript of the gene pre-lola-G, whose product is annotated as pre-lola-G. The record is from RefSeq and is marked reviewed. NCBI's taxonomy places the organism in Eukaryota, Metazoa, Arthropoda, Insecta, Diptera, Drosophilidae. The annotation marks the transcript as partial. The transcript has a single exon.
GCAGUGUUGAUUGUGUUGCCGUGUGGACGCUUUUUGGUGCGUUGGUCGUGGGCUGAAAUGCAAAUUACCAGCGAAAAAAGCUGUAAAAGCUUGCAAUAGCCACUGUGAUAUUAAAUAAAAAAAUUAUUUUAAAAUUUUAAAUGAUUAUGUUGCAUCGGCCCAGGCCAACUUCCAAAGGCAAAAACAGCAGCCUGCACUAGAAAUGUGCUUUUAAACGUGUGUUGUGAUUAUAAAUAUAUUAAAUUAAAUAUACCUGGUGACAAUAAUAAGUGUCUAGAUAUGUGCCUCAUUUUCUAGCACUUUCAGAUAUUUUUUAAUUACCAGGCUUUAUUAUCACAUAACUACACAAAAAAAAAGCAGUGAAGAAGCACAUUCCACAAAUUAUUAAACAUACAAAUUAAUAUGCACUUUUUUUUAUUUAUUUAUAGGUGCUACACAUUUGCGGAUUAACACAGUGCUUAAUUUAAAUCAUUUCAUAUAUAGCUAAUCUAUUUUUUUUUCUAUUUUCUAGAUGGCUCAGGUUAUGAGUUAUUGUAAAACGGUUUUGGUUAAAAAAAAAAAAAACUCACCCAUCACAAAAAACCAUCAACACACAUCAGCCACACCAUCAACAUCCAUCAUCAAACAAAAAUCAAUGUGUUCAUUUGCCGAGCUUUUCAAUUUUAUUUGUUUAUGCCAAAGAUGUGUUUACCGAAUUAAUAAAAUUUUUUACAAUGUGUACUUUUAUUUGUUUAAUUUUAAAAAAAUGCGAAAUUAUGCGUUUUGCUUUACUUAUUUAUUUACUUGUAGUGUAUUUUGCCUAUUUAUUGCAUGCCAUUCAUCUAACAACAUUUUUUGCCCUAAUCCCAGCAGUCCCAGUGUUAAAACUUGCUUUUUCAUUUGACGCAGCUCAAUCCAAACGAUUGACAUAGACCAAAGCGAAGGAACUUCGAACGGAGUGACUUGAACGAAAAAACCCAGAAACUAAAUUAACCAAUCGCAACCAUGUUUCCAAUUGCAGAUUUGAGCAGGAAGGAGAACACCGCACCCGAUGUGGCGUCCACCGCCGAGAUUCAGCGCAGUUUCCAGCGCAGCAUUCUCAAUGGCAAGCAGCGGGAUGAGCAGAAGAUCCAGUUGCCCGGAUCUCGGCGCAAGCGCUUGUCCGUCACCGAGGUCUCCGACAUGCUGUUCGAGUUCUACAAGACCAAAUCGGCCAAGGUGCCCAAGGCGGAGCAGCCGCACCGUCAGGUCUCGCCGACAUCCGGUGAGAUCCUAGAUCCCUCGACCAUUUCGGCCAUUGCCGUUUAUGGUACGGCCUCCGAGACGGCCUCAAAAAACUUGAAUGCUGAUGAAGUGAUGCGAGUUCAGAACGCCACAGCUACGCGUGUGGUGGGUGCUGCCGCUGGCGCCGCCGCCUCAUUUCAUCCAAGGCCCAAAUACACCCUGAAGACAGCGGCAUCGUCCACGGAGCAUACCACGGCCAUACCCACUUCGGUGCUGGUGGCCAAUAGUGCGGCGGCUCUGACUCCGAAACCGCAGGCAGCCGUAAUUGCCGAGGCCCUGAUGCGAAAUGGACUGCACAACUUCCAGCAGCAGUUGCGUGCCCAGGAGAUACUGCGCCAACAGACACCCCAUCGUCGCAUCAAGGAGGAAAACGAUGUCGAAAUCGCUGGGGGCGACAUAACACCCACUAAAAUUCUGGAGAACCUCUUGCGAAAGCAGCAAGAGCGCGACCUCCGCCACUCUGAGUGUGAGAACGAACCGGGCUAUUCGACCGAGGACGACGAAGAGGGUCGCUAUCAUGCCUUCGAUGACAUACACCUGAUGGAGCAAAGCGGUGGCAAGUUCGGCAACAACUCCGGCAUGGGCAUGUUCAAUGCCAAUGCCCAUGGAGGAUCGGCCAGCUCGAUUCUAGAUGCCCAUCAGGCCUUCCGCAACCUGGAGUUUACACUCAGCGAUUAUGGCGGCAGCAGCAGCAAUGGCAGCACCACCAGUCCCAAUGGCAUCGGCCUGGAUGGCGAACCCGUAUACGAGUGCCGUCACUGCGGCAAGAAGUAUCGCUGGAAGUCCACACUCCGGCGCCACGAGAAUGUCGAGUGUGGCGGCAAGGAGCCAUCGCAUCAGUGUCCCUACUGCCCCUACAAGUCGAAACAGCGCGGCAAUCUCGGUGUCCAUGUGAGGAAGCACCACACCGAUCUGCCCCAGCUGCCCAGCAAGAGGAGAUCGAAGUACUCGAUGAAUCGCGAAAACGGGAUGAGCGGCUCCAUGUCCGAUGACUCGCAGGGCAAGCUGAUCAUCGACUUCAAUGGGAAGGGAGAGCUUGAAACCAAAUAAAUUUGUACGGGGACCGAGUGAUGCUUCCAUUUGAUAUACAAUAUAUUUUACGUCUGGUGUCUUGUUUUGUCCAUUGGAUUUGUGGAAAUUUAUUUCUUGUCAUUCAUGUGUCAUCCCAAAUAUUUAAUGUUUACUUGUAGUAAUUUAUGUAAUGUAAGCAAAUGCAAGCCAAUCUAAUCAAGCAUAUAAUCAAAUUAGUCUUAAAGCCUUUUUUCUAACGAUGCAUUUAUGCGUUAAAGCAUCAGUUAAUAUCUCUUAAAUUGUAUAAAAUGAUCAUUCACCAAAUGUCAAUUUUAUACUUACGAUUAAGUGUGCAAAAUAUUAUCAAACAACACUCAAAUAUUUUCUAAGGUCUCUACUAUUUAAGAUAUCACGAUGUUGUCCAGAAAAAAAGUAUUUAGAAAGGGUUCGCCUCGCCGUGUGCGUAUUUCCAAAAAGUUCCCAGCAUCUUGCCCAGAAACCCUCUGCCAUCCAACGAUCUCUUGACUUGGCUUGAUUAAGCUACUAAGACCAAAACUUUUGGUAACUACUCGAUAAGCUCAAUCGAUGCCAUUUACAAUGAUAUACAUUAUGACUGAAUUAGUUAAGAGAAUUGCAUUGAACUGACAACUGAACAAACCAUUAAUUAACCAAUUGAAAACCAACUAUUCCUCGCCCUGAAGACAUUCGUUUCAUAUAUUUAUGGACUUUAAGACUGAGUUUAUUGUAUCUUAAAAAUUAUUAACCCAUGACCAAAAAAAAAACAAAAAAAUUGGAACAUUGUACGAUUCCCAAACCAAAAACCAAACACUUAUUAUGCCUAAAUGUUUUAACUGAUAUUAAUGUUUGUAUCUUACCAUUAAGCUUGUGUGCCGUCACAUUGAAUCGCCCGAUAUUUUAUGAUUGUAUACUUAAUAAGAUUAUAAUUCCUAACUGCAUAUCACGUGGUCUUCACCGAUCGACGAAGACACGAUUACGAACUGUGGGCAGUGUGACUGCUAAAAUAAGACAUGAUUUUAUAAUGAACUUUUCAUAUACAAUGUUUACAUUUUAAAUAAAACGCAGAU